AUGGACAUCGACGACAUCCUCCGCGAGGUCGACCCGGUCUCGCACUCUGUCCCCUCCGAGACACGCGACCUGCAGGCCUUGACGCGUGCCUGGGUGGCGGAGCGCUCCGCGCCAGAGCUUCUAGAAUGGCCCGCCGACGGCCUCUUUGAGCGCGUCAACGACCGCAUCAAACGCCAGAUCGAAAAGGUCGAGGACAUGACGGGCGACAUGGACCCCAAGACCAACUUCGCCCUCAUCGUGAUUCAGACCGAGCUCGAGCGCUUCAAGUUCAUCGUCAGGAGCUACCUCCGCGCCCGCAUAGCAAAGAUCGACAAGCACGCCCUCCACUACCUCUCCUCCGCCGCCCUCCGCGCCCGCCUCUCCGAGACGGAGCUCGCCUACGCGACCCGCCACCAGGCUCUCCUGCACAACCACUACCUCUCCUCUUUCCUCUCCUCCUUCCCGCCGCAGCUCCAGAACCUCAACGACACGGCCGGCAACAUCAGCAUGAUCGACGGCCCGGACCUCGAUACCGCCGUCUUCAUCCGUCUGCUGCGCGACGUCGACGUCGAGGGCAAGGGCACCGACUCCGACGGCUCCCUGCCGGGGCGGGCGGGGGAUAUCCUGAUCCUGCGGUGGUCCAGUGCCAAGCCCGUCGUCGACGCAGGGGACGCCGAGCUGGUCUGA
This is a messenger RNA of Colletotrichum graminicola M1.001, 666 nucleotides long. RefSeq lists its product as uncharacterized. Gene Ontology annotation, cellular component: GINS complex. The record is from RefSeq and is a predicted model, not a curated record. NCBI's taxonomy places the organism in Eukaryota, Fungi, Ascomycota, Sordariomycetes, Glomerellales, Glomerellaceae. Gene Ontology annotation, biological process: DNA-templated DNA replication; double-strand break repair via break-induced replication. The transcript has 3 exons. The coding region runs from base 1 to 666 and encodes 221 amino acids.